Rhizophagus irregularis DAOM 181602=DAOM 197198 is the source of this 897-nucleotide messenger RNA. Lineage: Eukaryota; Fungi; Glomeromycota; Glomeromycetes; Glomerales; Glomeraceae. The record is from RefSeq and is a predicted model, not a curated record.
AUGUCCUAUAACUUUGAAUCUGGUUUAUCCGAAGCACUUGAACAAUUACUCAAAAUAGAAUCGUAUUAUGAUGUUAUCAUUCAUGUUGGAAAAGAACCUAAUUUUAAGGAAUUUCGUGCUCAUUCUAAUAUUUUAUGCUGUAGAUCUGAAUAUUUUAAUAAAAUAUUGUCUACUGAAAAUAUCGAAAAAAAAGAAGGGAAAUAUAUGAUUAAGAAACCAAAUAUUUCUCCUCAAGUUUUUGACAUUAUUCUUAAAUACAUUUAUACUGAUCAAAUUAAUAUUGCUAAUAAAAAUGGAACCGAACUUUUAGAUUUAAUGAUUAUUUUUGAUGAAUUAAUGUUGAAAAAAUUAACUAAAUUCACCGAAAAAUUUAUUAUUAAAAAUCAACAACGAUUCUUACAAAAUGAUCCAGUAGGAAUUCUUCGGAUAAUUUCCUAUUGUAAAGCACUUGUUAAUUUGCAAGAACUUUGUUUGGAUAAAAUUUGUUCUGGUCCAGAAAUUUUAUUCAAUUCUGAUAAAUUCACUCAACUAUCCGCUCCUUUAUUGGAAAUUAUUUUAAAACGUGAUGAUUUGAAUUUAAAUGAGAUAGAAAUUUGGGAAAAUUUAAUUAAAUGGGGAUUAGCACAAGAACAAGUACUUAAUCAAGACGUCUCUAAAUGGAACAAGGAUUAUUUUAAUAUCUUUAGAAGGAUUCUUUACAAGUUUAUUCCUUUGAUUAGAUUUUAUGAAAUAUCUAGUGAAGAUUACUUUAAUAAAGUUAAACCUUAUGAAAAAGUCUUAUCUAAAGAAUUAAGAAAUGAUAUUACUAAAUUUUAUAUGGUUCCUGGAUACAAACCACCAUAUACACCAAGAAAUUCAAAUAGAAGUUGGGAUCGAUUAGAACGAUUAAUCGAUUAA